GUCAUCCGCUUCUCGACGGAAGUUGCUUCUAAAUCCUAAAUUCUGGCGCCGCGAUGUUUUGCCGGGACCGGUCGGUUGGGCAUGGCGUUAGAUCAGCCGGCAGUGUUGUAGUUGGGAACCGGACCUUUCCUAAUAGCUCCUACGUAGCUUCUUCCGGUUUUUGAGCCCGCCCGCCUCUUGCGUUCAGCCGGCGGGGGCUCUUUAUUGCUUUCUCGUCUUCGCGGGAUCGCCCUUCCCAGGCUUCUGAGUAAGAAGUUGUAUAACCAAGGGAACAGCUGAUAUGGCAGAAAUGCAGAUGGACCAAGCUCUGGCCAAACAACUUUUUUUUGAAGGUGCCACAGUUAUAAUUUUGAAAAUGCCAAAAGGAACUGAGUUUGGCAUUGACUACAACAGCUGGCAAGUUGGUCCCAAGUUCUGUGGAGUCAAGAUGAUACCACCAGGCAUUCAUUUUUUUCAUUACAGCAGUGUUGACAAAAACAAUACGAAAGAAAGUGGUCCUCGUACUGGUUUCUUCUUAAAUUUGCAACAACGUGAUUUAAAGAUAUUUCACUGGGACGAACAAAGAGAAGAAGUAGACCUCACCCCAGUUUCUGAAAAUGAGUCUGAAGCCAUGAGAGUCAAUCUCAAAGAGAUGGACAAAUUUCUGGGUCCAUACCCGUAUAACACCCUUAAAAAAUGGGUCUCCCUCACUAAUUUUAUUAAUGAAUUUGUGAUGCAAAAGUUGCAGCCUGAAAAUGGGCAGAUAUGUGCCUUUUCUGAAGUGCUGCCUGUUCUGCCUGGAAAAUAUACUCAAGAUCGAAUUGAACAGAAUCUACCCCAGUAUGAUACAGAAUGCAAAAGUUAUGCGGAAGGACUGGCCCGCCUUCCUAAAAUGCAACUGAAACCUGGCACAGAGAUCAGAUUCACAAAAAUACCCAAACAAAUGUAUCCUGAAGGUGCCACACCUGAGGAAGUUACCAAGCACAGUAUGGAUCUCAGCUAUGCUCUAGAAACAGUGAUUAAUCAACAGUAUGCCAGCAAUUCCCAGGAUGUGCUUGGGGAGCUACAGUUUGCCUUCAUCUGCUUCCUGAUUGGGAACGUAUAUGAUGCAUUUGAGCACUGGAAAAAACUCCUGAAUCUCUUGUGCAGGUCAGAGGAGGCCAUAGUGAAACAUCAAGCCGUGUUCAGCCAUCUCAUUUCUAUCCUGUACUAUCAGCUCAGUGAAAUCCCAGCUGAUUUCUUUGUAGACAUAGUCUCCCAAGACAACUUUCUAACAAACACUUUGCAGGUAUUCUUCUCUUACACUUGUAAUCCAGCUGUUGACAGGACUCUGAGGAAGAAGGCAGAAAGAUUUAAAGCCCAUCUAACCAAGAAAUUCAAGUGGGACUUUGAGGCUGAACCAGAGGACUAUGCCCCCAUUGUUGUUGAACUACCAGAAGGAACAUUUGUGGACUGAACAUGACUCUGUUUUUUUUUAAUAUUACUAUAAUUUUCCAGUUGUACCAUAUGUUUCAGCUGUUAAACACAUUCAUCAUGUUUUGCUUCUUUUUGUACAUACAGAACAAUGAGAUGGUGUAGCAAGGAUUUUUUUCCUUGUAGAAAAAGUAGACAAGAUGGUACCUAGUCUGUCCUAUAAAUGAAUUUAUUCCCACAUUGUUCCUUAUUUCACUACAAAAAUGAAUACUGUAACAUGUUUUGAACAAUAUUGAAAAAGGAAAUACCAAAUGCUACUGUUUGAGUUAGUCCAGUACUAAUUGUUUUCAUUGAUUUUAUUUUGUAGUGGAGCUUUAGACUGCAUUAGAGUUGUUCCCAUUCCAUCAGUUUUAUUUCAUCCACUCCUAGUUGUUCUUACCCUUUUAAAAAUAUAAAACUGCAAAGGGAGUUACUGUGAAUUGAACAAAAAAAAAUCGGCAUUUUAGCUUUGACAGUAUUCUGUCUAAGCUGUUUCUAGAAAGCUACACUGAAUGUUCUCCCUUCUUUUUAGAAUGUCCUUUCAGGACAGGCUGCUUUCUGCUGUUACUUCAUAGGAAUGAAAUUGUUAUAAAAUAGCCUGAAGCAAGCAUAGGGCCCGUUAUCUUGUAAUGUUUUCUCUGGGGUGCAGGAUGCUGUUAAAUUUUUCAAACAUUCCCUAGUAUGUGAAGAUUUAACUUGCUCAUUUCUUUUCAGGCUAUAAGACUCCUUCAAGGGUUGGUAUGCCUAUAAAACAAAAUAACUUGCAUUACUGUUCAACACAAUAAAACUGUCUAUAUCAGUUUGCCUAUGAA
Molecule: messenger RNA, 2243 nt
Organism: Pantherophis guttatus
Lineage: Eukaryota; Metazoa; Chordata; Lepidosauria; Squamata; Colubridae
Gene: AAR2
Product: AAR2 splicing factor
Biological process (GO): spliceosomal tri-snRNP complex assembly
Source: RefSeq, a predicted model, not a curated record